Molecule: messenger RNA, 336 nt
Organism: Cercopithifilaria johnstoni
Lineage: Eukaryota; Metazoa; Nematoda; Chromadorea; Rhabditida; Onchocercidae
Source: the annotation of a GenBank genome assembly
AUGCGUUAUCAAUAUGCGAAAAGACCGGGGUUUUGGAUUACAUUUGGUCAUAGAUCAUACGGCUUACCGGAAUGCAUAAAAACGGUUCCCUCUGUUAAUUUCAUUACGUUUUAUAAGUUGCCUGCUAAGAAUGCUUUUCGAAAAGGUUUUGACGAUUUCAACGUUCCAUCACUUCCCAAUCAUGUUUGCAUCAUAUUAUAUGGUAGUGAUAGCUUUGCCGUUGUAUCAAAUGAUGGAACUCUGCCAACACAAACAGGAAUAAGAAAUGACAAGGUAAUAACGACUGCGGCUAAUGACAGUAAGGAAAAAGAAUUAUGGUUUAAAUGUGAAGGAUGA